AUGAGUGCUGUUGCGAUUAACCCAUUGUUUGGCUUCCCGGAGGCGAUCGAGAAGUUGAUCUUCGCGCCGUCACGCUCCGGCGAGGGUAACGAGAAUCGAAGAGAGAGCAGCAAUAUCCCAAUCGACAUUCUGGAAUCUCCCAAUGAAUACAUCUUUUACAUCGACAUACCUGGAAUCUCCAAAUCCGAUAUCCAGGUUACUGUGGAGGAAGAGAGGACUCUGGUGAUAAAGAGUAACGGGAAGAGGAAGAGAGAGGAUCAUGAGAGUGAAGAAGGAGGAUGCAAGUACAUUAGGCUGGAGAGGAGGCUUCCUCAGAAUCUGGUUAAGAAAUUCCGGCUACCGGAGGAUGCUGACGUGGCGGCCGUCAAGGCUAAAUAUCAGGAAGGGGUUUUGACGGUCACCAUUGGGAAGCUGCCGCCGCAGCCUCCGAAGCCUAAGACUGUUCAAAUCUCGGUUUCUUAG
Molecule: messenger RNA, 462 nt
Organism: Microthlaspi erraticum
Lineage: Eukaryota; Viridiplantae; Streptophyta; Magnoliopsida; Brassicales; Brassicaceae
Source: the annotation of a GenBank genome assembly